Gambusia affinis (western mosquitofish) is the source of this 4771-nucleotide messenger RNA. RefSeq names its product interferon regulatory factor 2 binding protein 1 (gene irf2bp1). The transcript is spliced from 3 exons. Gene Ontology annotation, molecular function: transcription corepressor activity. Gene Ontology annotation, biological process: regulation of transcription by RNA polymerase II. NCBI's taxonomy places the organism in Eukaryota, Metazoa, Chordata, Actinopteri, Cyprinodontiformes, Poeciliidae. Bases 302 to 1597 code for a protein of 431 amino acids. Gene Ontology annotation, cellular component: nucleus. The record is from RefSeq and is a predicted model, not a curated record.
AGCGUCUGUCGGGGGAAAACAGUUGACAGGAGCGAGAAGUAGGCCGAGCAGGAUAAACAAAGCAAAUAUAUGAAAAAUAGCUUAGACGGCUUUAAUAUUUGUCAUUAUUUUUAAUGUUUAAAAUAAGUAGUGUUUUUCUUAAGUUGUGUUGGGUCUGUUAAGGCGGAAAGUUUGUCGAAAAGAGAGGGCGUACACCUGUCGAACCGAAAUAGGUUAACGAAGCUAACCUGCGUUAGCACGUUAGCGUGCUAGCUGGCUGUUUGAACCCGAACAGGUGUGCCAGGUGGCCCGCCAGGCAGCCAUGUCCUCCCCUUCUUCGUCGUCCAGGCGCCAGUGGUGCUACUUGUGCGACCUGCCGAAGAUGCCAUGGACCGUGGUGUGGGACUUCAGCGAGGUGGUCUGCCGCGGUUGCGUUAACUACGAGGGGGCUAACCAGAUCGAGUUCCUGAUAGCAAGCGCCCGCCAGCUGAAGCGGAGUCACGGCAUGCAGGACGGCAACGUGAGGUCGCCCGGCCCCUCUCCCAACAAACACGGCUCCUUAGCAAGAGCAGAGCCGGGGCCGGACGGCGGAAGGCAGCACGCGGAGCGCUAUGAGCGGGGAGGGAGAGGGGACGGCGGCGGGACGGCCAUACGCGUGCCGCCCAAUGGGCUCCACCGCGACGGACAGCCACCCCAAGAGGUGAACCGCCAGAGCCCCAGCAGCCGGAGACCCAUGAUCGGAGCCGCCAUCCCGCCCAAUCUGGUGUCUCAAAGCAUUGCGGGAAUGCCUGGGCUGCUUGCGGGCAUGCCAGCGGGUCUGACCGCCAGGACAGCACCGAUGACCAGCCCGAUGAUCUUCCCGGCGCCGGUGCUGGCUGAGAUGAGCCGCAGACAGCUGGGGAUCGGGAUCUCCUCCUUCAUCACUCCGGAGCUGGAGCGGGAGCUCAUUUCCUCCCAGGCCAAGUCCCAGACUCAGACUCAGGCUGGCACCAGCGGUAGCAAGAGCACAAGCUUGUCUUCUUCGUCUUUUUCCAUGGCUGGAGGCGUGAGCCAGACGAGCCCGAAGCCCGCUUCAUCCCCGGCCAGGCAGCAACGCCCCCCGACGGCCCGCUCCGGAGCCGAGCCUCUGGGAUCCGCGGAGGCAGCCACGACUGCUGCGGCUUUACCCAACAACGGUGCCUCCGAGCUGGGGUCGGCAUCUGUCAGCAACACCCAUCCGACCGGAAACACGCUGUCCUGCACGCUGUGCCAUGAGCGGCUGGAGGACACACACUUUGUCCAGUGUCCAUCAGUGCCUGGGCACAGGUUCUGCUUCCCCUGCACCAGAGUGUACAUCCAGAGCCGGCGGGGCGACGGCGAGGUGUACUGCCCCAGCGGAGAGCGCUGCCCGCUGGAUAACUCCCCCAACAGCCCGCCCUGGGCCUUCAUGCAGGGAGAGGUCUCCACCAUCCUGGGCGUCGUUCCGGCUCCAGCGGGAUCCGCGUCGGCAUCCGGAGCCAGUUCGGGGUCAGGAGCUGCUCCGGCGUCUGGAUCAGGGAGCGGAGCAGCAGGCAGCACAGGUGGAGGUGGAUCAGGAGGAGGAGGAGACGUCACUGUUAAGAAAGAGAGAGAGACGUGAUGGUGACGCGGACCGAACAGCAGCAGCAGAUUUGGAUUCAGUACAAUAAGAGAUGUCUACACUGGACUGCUGAAGGACCCAGAAAAGAAACACAACAACCAACAAAACCAGAAAUCCUCCACUACACAGGUUCCAACUCCUUCUAACUUCAGUUUAAACAUCACCGUAACAGUUCAGAAGCUUCUGUUUUUCUUCAUAAUUUCCCUUUAAAGAUCAUUUUUCUCACCUGAAAAAGACUCGAUAUAUUAGUUGUCCUCAUUUAAAACGAAUGUAAAUUACAUUUCUACUCACCGAGUCAACAGGUCAACAUCUAAAUAUUGGUUAUAAUUUAAUUUUUGCUGCAUCCUCAGUGAUACAAAGGUGCUAAACAUCAUAUUAGAAAAGCACGACAACAUGUGAUUUAUGUCUCCAUGGCCUCAUGCAAAACAAUCCAAGUGCUUGGCUUUGUUUCUGUUUGAUAAACUCAACUAAAAAAGGCUCAUCUGAUCACACCAACACAGCAGCUGACAUCCAGAUUUCUAGUUCCUCUCUGGCCGAAAAUAAAUUAGUUCAGUAAUGUUUAGUUAGAUAAAACUCUUCGCCUUCUAACCCAACCGUUUUUCUUCUCUACACAACUGAAUUUUAUAACUGAAUGUCCCCUAGAAACAAAAAUUAGUUCACAGAAACACAACAAAGCUAAAAAUAAUUGUGCAUUUCAGAGAAAUGUAUCAAUUUUCAUAGUUUUGCAGUAGAAAACAGGACAGAAAAAUGGAUGAAGCUUAACGUUUUAAUCUUUGAUUAAUCUCCAAAUGAUAAAAACCAUGAAAACAAAUUACUCUUACUGCUUUGAAGGUGGAAGAAACAACUAUUUCUGAAUUAACUUUUAAUAUUUGUGUCAGAGAGACCAGAAACGUCAACUUUAUCUUGCCCUACGGUUCUAGCAUGUCGCUACUCAUGCAGAGGAAAUUUAAUAUUUUUCUUAAUCUCUUGAGCAAAACAAAGUUAAAUGCUAAUUAAAACACCAACAGCUCACAUUGUCCUUCAACGGUAAUUAAACAGAAAUGCUUUUGCACCAAGACGCAGCAAUAUAUUGUCUAAAAGAGGCUCAAAAUUCCCUUUUCUGAUCAGUUAGUGAUCAGAAAUACCACGUGGUUGUGCUGACAACACUCUUCAGUGUGGAAGUUAUCAUAGCAGGAAACCCAGAGAGCUGGACUUUGGUAUUUUGUUUCCCGUCUUUGAAACAUUUCAUUGCAUUGAAGAAGAAGAAGCAGAAACUCCAGAGGCUAAAUUCAUAAAUUAUCAAACAGGUUGAUUAUAUUGGAGCGAAGUUGCUCUGUUUUAUACAUUAAAACUGCCUUUUGUCUGAUUUCAAAAGGGCUGGAAGCCUUUUGGAAAUGUAGCUAUAAACGUUUUGUAGGGAAUCCUACAUGCUAAUAGCUAAAGUAAAAAUAAUUUAAAAUGGCAGAAAUCAAACGACUAAAACAGUGUUUUACAGUGACCGCUCUCUCCUGCACUCUGUCGGAUGUUACCUUUGCUCCAUUUUUUAACGCUGUUAACUGAAGUCGGUGUAAUACGGAGCCCCAUACAGGACAUGGGGGGAGUUUUGGGAUUUUUUUAUGUUCUCCCGCAAUAAAUUGGCUGAGAAAUCUGAAACUGAUGCCACAUUGGCAGGUAACCAGCCACAUUUUUGUUUUUAUUUUCUUUACGCCAGCUUUACGUUAGCGCUCUGCUGAAAAAACCUGAGUGAAGUCCCCCCGCCCCCACCUUCUUCAAAUUUGACAAAAUUGGUGUCAAACAUUUGUGCAGCAAACAUUUUCAUUUGUGCCGUUAUUAUUUCAGAUGAUAAAAAUAAGUUUCCUGAGGUCGUCAUCAAUAUCCUCAAAGCAAAAGCAGCACAAACAAAACAUUUUACUGAGCUGUUUGACACCAAAUUUGUUUGAUUUUGUAAAUGUAGUGAAUAACAGCGGCCCAAACAAAACAUUUUUGUUACACAAAGGCAGCACAAACAUAUAACACAAAUUUUGAUAGAUUUGGGAAACGUGGUUGACCUUUUGACCUUUAAACUUUCAUUUAAAAAAGCAGCACAAAUAAAAAGGUUUGCUGCACUAACAUUAGACACUAAUUUUGCUAUUGUUUAAAAAAGUUAGUGGGUGGCUGGUUGUCCUUUCACAACUUAUCACAACUUGUCCUUAAAAUGACAGCGGCACAAAGUAACAUUUUUGCUGCACAACAUAGCUGAGUUGAUUGGUAAAAAAAUUAUUUGAUUUGUAAAUGUAAUAUCUUUAAAUUACAAGCAGCACAAAUAAAAAUUUUUACUCCACAAACAUUUGACACAAAUUUUGUUAUAUUUUUGUAAUUGAUGUUUUGUAAACAAAAGCAGCACAAACUAAUUUUUUGCUGCACAAAUGUAGUCGAGUUGAUUGACACCAAUUUUUUUGAAGAAGUUGCGGCAGCUGUUUGACCUUUAAUGACCUCUGAAAACAUUUGUUAAUAUCUUUAAGAUGAUUGGCAGGUAACCGGCUGCCACAUUUUCCCAGUUUUUUUUUCUCUUUACGUCAGCUUUACGUGACUCUUCGUGAAACCGGAAAAGGAGACCGUUGGUGCGGCAAACUCGACUUUAACGUUGCUUUAUGUUCACAUCCAGCCCAGCCUACGCUUUACCCCGAAUGUAUAUUUUAAAAGAUAUCUAUUGAUAGGCCUAGGAUUAUAUUUUAUACUAGAAUGUUAAAUGUUAUAUACGGUAAAGACCUGUUAUAGUAUGUAUGUGCAAUCCCUUAGUCUUAGUAUAUGCAACAGUUUGAAAUAUGGUAUGAAAUAUAAUUGCGUAUCUUUUUUUUUACUUUUUUUUUUUAAGGGAGAAUCCACCUGAAAAAAUUGAUUCAUAAAGUUUUGUUUUCCCACAUAUGAUGAAUGUAUUUGUUCAUUUGCCAGAUUUAAUUUUAUGAAUUAAAAUGUUUGAAACGAAAGUGGGCAGGGCGAACGUUGGAACUGAGUUUGUGUUUUGGGUCGAUUCUCCCUUCCUGUGCACGAUGCACGCACAAACCAAAGGUCGUGUUCAGCCCAACUUGAUGUUUCUGGAUGUAAAUGUUUAAUAAAAAAAUAUAUUUGGUUGUUUGUUGAUCAGGAUUCCCCUGUGAUGGAGUGUUAGGGUCAUUUUAGGUGACAGAAAACAAUAAAUCUUGGUUAAAAAAAAAA